AUGCGUUUUUUGCCAACGCUCACCACCGCGCUCCUAUUCGCAGCCAAUGUGUCAGGAAGUCCGGCCGCUCCUUCAGCCUCGGCGGAAGCUGUCACUCCCGUCGCGAGUGUUGUAGAGGAGGCCACCCCGACAGCCUCAGCGACUCAAGCAAACAAUGUCAACCAGGCUAAAGUUGCUGCUGCUGAGACUACUCCUGCCGCUAACACCGCCGAAGCCGCCAACACGGCCACUGCGGCUGCUGCUGCGCCUGCGACGGAGGAAGAGACCACUGCUGCUGCAGACACCGCCUCUGCUAAUGCCGCCAAUCCGACCACAGCCAACCCUGUGGAAUCCGUGGUGGGCGGUAUAAAGACUGCUCUCGGUGCCAGUACGGCGGAACCAACUGAGUCAGCCGCUGCAACCGCCCCAACUGAAACCGCUGAUAAGUCUCCUGCUGAGACUGGUUCCUCCGCCGCGAAAACCUCCGCUGCCGAGACUACUACCUCCGCUGCCUCUGCUACAGGCACAUCAAGCACAAAGUCUACCAGUUCAGAUAGCAGCUCCGAAAUCCUGCCAGACUUGAAAGAUGCCUUGUCGAGUUUGCUCGGCGGUAGUAGUGGCGGACUUGGGCAGCUUCUGAGUGGUCUUGAAAGUCUGCUUAACCCUAGCUUCUUGGGCAACUUCGCCGACACCUUCGAAUAUCUCUCUACUGGUCUAGCACCCCCGGUCGACAACCAGAUCCGAACCUUAGUGGGCAAUGCCAAUGACCUCUUGACAGCAAGCUUCAUCAAGAAGACCGGCAGUCUCAUUGACAAUGCCAACAGCCUCUUGACCGAGGAGAACACCAAGGAGAUUGGCACCCUUCUCCAAGUGGCCAAUAAAUUAUUGUCCAGUCAGUUCAUCGACAAGGUGGACAGCCUCAUCGACAAUGCCAACAACCUCCUUACCUCCGAUUUCGUCAAUAAGACCAACAACAUUAUUGACAAAGCCAGUCCUCUCAUCGAUAAGGCUGGCCCUCUUAUUGAGGACGCGAGCGGCCUGCUUACUGAGAAGAAUGUUCAGGCGAUUGAGUCACUCUUGACAAACGCCAACACGCUGCUCACCCCCACAUUUAUCAAGGAGACCGGCAACCUCAUUGGCAAGGCCAGCCCUCUUAUUGACGACGUCAGUGGUCUCCUCACUGAGGCCAAUGUCCAGGCAAUUGAGUCACUCUUGUCCAAUGCUAACAAGCUGCUCACGCCCAGCUUUAUCGCGACUACCGGCAAGCUCAUCCAGCAGGCCGGUCCUCUUAUCAGCCAGGCUAGCGGUCUCCUCACCGCGGGUAAUGUUAAGGAGAUCGAGGCGCUCUUGAACAAUGCCAAUGAUCUGCUAACGCCCACCUUUAUCUCGACCACCGGUAAGCUUAUCAAGCAAGCCGGUCCCCUUAUUAGCCAGGCCGGUCCCCUCAUUACCCAGGCCAGCGGUCUACUCACCGAGGGCAAUGUCAAGGAGAUUGAGUCGCUCUUGGGCAAUGGCAACAAGCUGCUCACGCCCAGCUUCAUCUCCACUACCGGCAAGCUCAUUCAACAGGCUGGUCCCCUUAUCAACCAGGCUAGCGGCCUCCUCAGUGCGGGCAAUGUCAAGGAAAUCGAGACUCUUAUCGGCAAUGCCAAUAGCCUGUUGACUACCAGCUUCGUGAACCAGACCACUAGCCUGAUUGAUGAAGCUAGUGAGCUCUUGAGCUCGGACACUAUUGACAGCUUGAAGUCUCUCCUCGUCCAGCUCGCUCCUAUCAUUCCCGAGCUGAAGGGUCUGCUUAAGCCAGCCACUAUCAAGGCAAUCGAGAAUGUGCUUAGCAACGCUAACAAGCUGCUCACGGACGCCUUCGUCACGGACACCAACACCCUGGUCACAGAGGCUGUCAGCUUGCUCACCCCCGAUCUGGUCAAGGCUCUCAAGUCGCUCCUCAGUGAUCUUACUCCAUUGAUCCCCGAAUUGAUUCCACUGAUCCCCGAGUUGAAGUCGCUGUUGACCAAACAAACGAUCAAUUCGAUCGAGACGCUUCUGAACAACGCCGGAGACCUGCUCACGUCAGACUUCGUCAAGGACACCAAGAGCCUUGUCGGCGAGGCCGGCGACCUCCUCACUCCGGAGGUGGCCAAUGGACUGAAGUCGAUCUUGAAGGACGUCAUUCCUCUCCUGCCGGAGCUGAAUUUGCUCCUGAACAAGAGCACCAUCUCCGCCAUUGGUUCUCUCUUGACCAACGCCAACACUCUAUUGACACCCAAGUUCGUCAACGAGACCAUUGGCCUGGUCGACAGCGCCGACGAUCUCCUGAGCCCACCAAUUGUCACUGGAUUGAAGGAUCUCCUUGGCGACGUCAUUCCCCUGCUCCCCGAUCUCAGAAGGUCUCUGCUGAACACAACCAUCAUCACGGACCUGGGAUACAUUGUGACUAACGCUACCACUUUGCUCACGCCCGCCUUCGUCGGCGAGACCGCAGACCUCGUGCAAAACGCCGAUGGCCUCCUCACCCCCAAGAUUGUCACCACGCUCAAGGAGAUCCUUGGAUACGUGCCCGACUUGUUACCCGAGGUAACAAAGUUGCUCAAGCCUUCUGUUAUUUCGGAUGUUGGCGCGCUCUUGGAGAACGCUCAUGACCUCCUCACUCCCAAGUUCGUCAAUGAGACAACACUCCUGAUCGAUGAUGUUACAAGCUUCUUGCCUUUGGUCCAGGAAUUGCUCAAGGCGCUCUGA
Messenger RNA from Penicillium expansum, 2715 nucleotides. RefSeq lists its product as uncharacterized. The transcript has a single exon. The record is from RefSeq and is a predicted model, not a curated record. Lineage: Eukaryota; Fungi; Ascomycota; Eurotiomycetes; Eurotiales; Aspergillaceae. Bases 1 to 2715 code for a protein of 904 amino acids.